Molecule: messenger RNA, 2952 nt
Organism: Trifolium pratense (red clover)
Lineage: Eukaryota; Viridiplantae; Streptophyta; Magnoliopsida; Fabales; Fabaceae
Product: oligopeptide transporter 6-like
Exons: 6
Coding region: 525-2744 (739 amino acids)
Biological process (GO): transmembrane transport
Molecular function (GO): oligopeptide transmembrane transporter activity
Source: RefSeq, a predicted model, not a curated record
UACAAAUAAAAGAUAAAUGACCAAAAUGUUACAAAAAAAAAAAAAUAAAGGACCAAAGUGUUACAAAAAAAUAAGAUAAAGGACUUGUAGUGUAAUUUUGCCUAAAUAAUAUAAGGGUGUGGCUUUUUGUUUUGACAGCAAUAGAAGGGUGUGUUUGUUAAGUUUUAUUUUGAAGAAGUGUUUGUUAAGUUAUAUUUGUAUAUUCUAAAAAUAAUAUGAUAGAAAAAAAACUCCCUUUAUUUAGUGAACUGAAACAAAAUCCUCUAAAAUAUGUGGUGUAGUUAAGAAUUAAGAUAUUCUUUGUCUCAAAAACAAACAAACAUAGAUAAAAAUUCGUUUAAAAAGAUAAAUAUAAAUCAAAAUUAAACAAACAAAAAGAUAAAAGAAACAGAAUCCGUAUAUAUUGGAGGUGGUUGAAAUAAUCUUAAAAAUCAAAUAGUCUCUAUAAUUAUAAAUACUAAACGCAUCAUAAAAAUUAAACACAGAAAAAAUAAGGUGAGACAACAUCACAGGAUAUCAUUGUGAUGGCUUCAAGGUUUGAGAUUGAGACAACUAAGACUGUGAAAGAGGAGGAUGAGGAGAAUGAGUAUGAAGAGUGUCCUAUAAAACAAGUUGAACUAACAGUGCCAAAGACUGAUGAUCCUACAUUACCUAUUGUCACAUUCAGAAUGUGGGUUCUUGGCAUACUUUCAUGUGUGGUUCUUUCUUUUGUGAAUCAAUUCUUUUGGUACAGAACACAACCUUUGAGUAUCACUUCAAUUUCUGCUCAGAUUGCUGUUGUUCCACUUGGUCACUUCAUGGCUAGAGUUUUGCCCACUCGCGUCUUCUUUAAAGAUACUUGGUUUGAAUUCUCAAUGAAUAGAGGACCAUUCAAUAUGAAGGAACAUGUUCUCAUAACUAUAUUUGCUAAUGCCGGUGCUGGUACCGUUUAUGCUACUCAUGUUUUGAGUGCAGUCAAGCUUAUUUACAAAAGGCAACUCGGUUUUCUUCCGGCGAUACUACUCAUGCUCACCACUCAGGUGCUGGGAUUUGGUUGGGCAGGACUAUUUAGGAAAUAUCUUGUUGAGCCUGCAGAAAUGUGGUGGCCUUCUAAUCUGGUGCAGGUCUCAUUAUUCAGUGCUCUACAUGAGAAAAGUAAAAGACCUAAAGGAGCGACAAGCCGGACUCAGUUUUUCCUCCUUGUCAUGAUCUCUGCAUUGGCAUACUAUGUGUUACCAGGCUACAUGUUUUCAAUGUUGACAUCUUUCUCUUGGAUCUGUUGGCUUGGUCCCAAAUCUGUCUUUGUCCAACAACUUGGUUCUGGUAUGAAAGGUCUUGGGAUUGCUUCAUUUGGUUUCGAUUGGUCUACAAUUUCUUCUUACCUUAACAGUCCACUAGCUAGCCCGUGGUUUGCUACGGCUAAUAUCGCUGUUGGAUACGUUCUCAUUAUGUAUGUGAUGACGCCGAUUACUUACUGGUUAAAUGUCUACAAUGCUAAGAACUUUCCAAUCUUUUCAAGUAAGCUUUUUAAGGGAAACGGUUCGGUUUAUGACAUUUCGAGCAUUGUCAACUCUGAUUUCCAUCUUGAUCGAGAUGCUUAUGCAAAGAAUGGACCUGUUCAUCUCAGCACAUUCUUUGCAAUAACUUAUGGCCUUGGAUUCGCCACACUUUCUGCUACAAUUAUGCAUGUUCUUCUUUUCCAUGGAAGGGAAAUAUGGAUGCAAAGUAAAAGAGCCUUCGGGGACCAUAAAAAAAUUGACAUACACACAAAACUUAUGAAGAAGUACAAAUCAGUCCCUAUGUGGUGGUUUCACAUCAUUCUAGUUGUGAACAUAGCUCUUAUUAUUUUUAUUUGUGAAUACUACAACGAAUCACUUCAGUUGCCUUGGUGGGGUGUAUUGCUAGCUUGUGCUAUUUCCAUUACCUUCACUCUUCCGAUCGGUAUAAUAUAUUCCACUACAAAUCAGGAACCAGGCUUAAACAUUAUAACAGAAUAUAUCAUCGGUUAUAUGUAUCCGGAGCGCCCUGUGGCUAACAUGUGCUUUAAGGUUUAUGGCUACAUUAGCAUGUCUCAGGCACUAACAUUUUUACAAGACUUUAAACUUGGUCACUAUAUGAAGAUUCCACCAAGAACAAUGUUCAUGGCUCAGGUGGUAGGCACAUUCAUAUCAGUACUUGUGUACACAGGAACUGCUUGGUGGUUGAUGGGGACGAUCCCUGACCUUUGCGAUACUUCCAAACUACCAUCCGAUAGCCCUUGGACUUGCCCAAUGGACAAUGUCUUCUACGACGCAUCAGUUAUAUGGGGACUCCUCGGACCACGCAGAAUCUUCGGAAACCUUGGCGAAUACUCCACUGUGAAUUGGUUCUUCCUUGCUGGAGCCAUUGCACCUUGUCUAGUUUGGCUUGCUCAAAAAUCAUUCCCGGGACAAAAAUGGAUUCGUCUAAUUAACAUGCCGGUCUUGUUGGGUGCUACAUCAAUGAUGCCUCCUGCUACUGCAGUUAACUUCACCAGCUGGAUUGUUGUUGGCUUUAUCUCAGGGUUCGUUGUAUAUCGAUAUAAACAAGAUUGGUGGAAGAAGUACAAUUAUGUUUUGUCCGGUGGUCUUGAUGCCGGAACUGCCUUCAUGACAAUCUUACUGUUUCUUACUUUGGGUUCAAACAACAUUAUGCUUAACUGGUGGGGAAAUGAUGUUGAAGGCUGCCCCUUGGCUACUUGUCCUACUGCAAAGGGCAUCUUUGUUAAAGGCUGUCCAGUUCUUUGAUCCUUUCAAGAUUUUCAUUUGGCUACUUUUUCUGUAUAGAAUUUCAAAACUUUCAGUUCACCAUUUACUUUGGUUAUGCAUAAGUACUUAGGCUUAGAAUAGUGGUUUUAGAAUAUGCUUUUUUAGUUUAUGCAAUUUCAUUGAUGCUGUAUAAGACUUAGAUUUCUUAAUUUCUUUAAUGAAUUAUUUUUACAAGUUAGUACUAAAA